Nyctereutes procyonoides (raccoon dog) is the source of this 963-nucleotide messenger RNA. RefSeq names its product olfactory receptor 688. Gene Ontology annotation, cellular component: membrane. The record is from RefSeq and is a predicted model, not a curated record. Gene Ontology annotation, biological process: G protein-coupled receptor signaling pathway. Lineage: Eukaryota; Metazoa; Chordata; Mammalia; Carnivora; Canidae. Gene Ontology annotation, molecular function: olfactory receptor activity.
AUGUCCCAAGAUAGGGAUAUCUCCCAGAAUGCACCCAACAGCUCAAGAUUUCAAGUGUCUAAGUUCAUCCUGAUGGGGCUUCCAUGCAUUCAUGAAUGGCAGCUCUGGCUUUCCCUGCUCCUGGCUCUGAGUGUCUUAGCUCUUGGUGCCAACAUUCUUAUUGUGAUCACUGUUCACCAUAAGCAUAACCUAGAGCCCAUGUAUCAAUUCCUUAGUGUCUUGGUUAUAGUGGACAUUGGCUUGGCUAAAAUCAUCAUGCCCAAGAUUCUGGCCAUAUUCUGGUUUGAUGUCAAGGCCAUUAGCUUCCCUGAGUGCUUUACUCAAAUUUAUGCUGUUCAUUGUUUAAUUAGCAUGGAGUCAGGCAUCUUCUUCUGCAUGGCUGUGGAUAGAUAUGUAGCCAUCUGCACUCCACUUAAAUACUCCUCCAUAGUUACUGAAGCUUUUGUGGUAAGCACAGUGUUCAUGGUGCUUAGGAAUGUACUGCUGACCAUCCCAGUGCCUACUGCCCGGAGACACUAUUGCUCCAGGAAUGAAAUUGAGCACUGCAUGUGCUCCAACCCAGGGGUUACUGGCUUGGCCCAUGAUGAUAUUACCAUUAAUAUGUUCUAUCAAUUGGCUUUGGCAUGUGUCCUGGGUAGAAGUAGCAAGGUUCUAGUCUUUAUUUCCUAUGCUCUAAUCUUUCGUUCUGUGCUGGCGCUGCACUCUACUGAGGCAAUAAUCAAGGCUCUGAGCACCUGCCGUUCCUAUCUCAUCUUCAUCUUCUUUUUCUACACAGUCAUUGUGAUGGUAUCUAUAGCUCAUCUGGCUGGAAAAGCAGUUCCCAUCUUCCCUGUUCUUCUAAAUGUGCUCAACAUUGUCAUUUCCCCAGCCCUCAACCCCAUGGUAUAUGCUCUUAGGGCUCAGGGGUUAAGAGUAGGCUUCUGGAGGGUAUUUGAGUUAGAAAGGAACAUGUCCCCAAAAUGA